CUUGCCUCGGACCCUCUGUGAGCAGAGGCUGCGGCGGCGCGCGCCGGGGCCGGGCGGGAGCGGGGCGAGGCGUGCGGGCGCCCGGCGCGAUGCCUCGGGCCGGCGGCCCCCGAGCGCCGCGCCCCGCCGCACUGCCCCGCAGCCUGUCCCGCCUGCGCGAGUGCCCGGGCCGCUCCCGCAUCGUGCUGGCGCUCGGGGCCACGCAGAUGGCGCUCGGAUGCCUCAUCGUGGCCGUCAGCUUCGCCGCGCUGGCGCUCACCACCUCGGCCCGCGUCCGCCACUCCUGCCCCUUCUGGGCCGGCUUCUCGGUGCUGCUGUCGGGACUCAUCGGCGUUGUCUCCUGGAAGAGGCCCCUCUCCCUCGUGAUAACCUUUUUCAUGCUGCUCUCCGCAGUGUGUGUAAUGCUGAAUUUGGCUGGCUCAAUUCUCUCCUGUCAGAAUGCUCAGCUAGUCAACUCCCUAGAAGGCUGUCAGCUGAUUAAGUUUGACAGUGUCGAGGUGUGUGUCUGCUGUGAAAUGCAGCACCAGUCAUCCGGCUGCAGCAACCUCGGGGAGACGCUGAAGCUGAACCCGCUGCGGGAGGACUGCAACGCUGUGAGGCUGACCUUGAAGGAUCUCCUCUUCAGCGUGUGCGCCCUCAAUGUCCUCUCCACCAUCGUGUGUGCCCUGGCCACAGCCAUGUGCUGCAUGCAGAUGGUCUCUGCUGAUGUCCUGCAGAUGUUCCUUCCGCAAAGGGCCCAUUCUGCCAGCCCCGCCUGUGUGACCCCUCAUGGCACCAUUCUCCACCAGACCCUGGAUUUUGAGGAGUUCGUGCCCCCUCUGCCACCUCCACCCUAUUACCCUCCCGAGUACACCUGUACGCCCACAGCCGAGGCCCACAGGGCUCUUCGUCUGGACUUUGCUCCCUCCUCCUUCAGCACUUUGUAUGACGCUGCCAUCAACAGCCCUGGCCUGCUCUACCCCGCCGAGCUCCCCCCGCCGUACGAGGCCGUGGUGGGCCCGACCGCGGCCAGCCAGCUCACAGUUGUAGAUCAGCAGGUGACCGAGUCCAGCUCCGGGGACCCAGAUGCCACUGCUGGCUUCAGCACGCAAGCACCGGCAGACGGCUCGAGCCUCCCAGCAUCUGAGGGCACCACAGCCCUAGGCCUGAGCUGCCCAUCGGCCAGCGGUCCUGCAGGCACCUCGUCACCCCCACAGCCUUCUCUGUGCCUGGGCCGUGCAUCCCUGGAGGGCCCCCAGCGGGGUAUGAGGACAAGGCCAGGUCCUGGGCGAGUGGCCCGCUCUGCCAGCGACCCCACCUCAUGCUCGUCCGGGCUGGCAGGUGACGGCCCCUCACACACCCCCUCCUGCAGCCGGGACCUUGAAGCAGGACUGCCCCAGGCUGCUCUGAGGACCGUUUCCCUGUCUCACUCUGUCAUGGCUGCCUGUGCUUGUCGGUACCAGCUUUCUUCCCCUGGAGAGCCAGACGCCUGGAAAAUGGACCAGAGGUUGAAGCCAGAGGCCUUGCACAUGGUCUCCAAAGAGCGGCCACACUCCUUAGUGGACAGCAAGGCCUAUGCAGACACCAGGGUUUUGGUGGCUAAAUUUUUGGAACAUUCGAACUGUGCCCUCCCUCCAGAGGUGCGGCACGUGGUGGGCGCCCUCCGCUCGGCGGUCACCUCCGAGGAGUGCCAUGUGGAGGAGGCCAUCUUCAGCGCCAGCGUUCGGGACCAGGUGUGAAUACGCCGUGGGUGUAGACGUGGACACGGACAGGCCUGGUGCCAGCGUGUCCUUGCUGGAGGCUGCUGUGCAUGGGGGAGCCCUGCAGCCGCAGGAGAAUCUCGGAGUGGCCCAGGCAAGGAGCCACUGUCCCCUCCUUGAGGGGGGUCCGAUCAGUGUUUUUAUGGGGAUGACACUUCCUACCCAUUCCAAUAUACAGAGAAUGAUUCCAUGUCCAUUGUGAACUGUUGGGUUUUGUCAGGCAUGUAGCAGCUUGAACACAGCGUUAGAGGAGCACAGUGACAGGUGACAUGUAACUAAGGACACGGUGUAUCUUCAGAAUUAGGGUCAUCAAAAAGCAGGCUGCUCACCCACCUCCAAUUUAGUUGAGAGAUUAAGUGGAUGGAGGGUGACAUCAAGUAAGGAGACCGUUUUGUUGUGUGGUCUGGGUCACUCAAUACCAACCCUUUAUCACAUGCUGGCUUUAAAGAAAAUCGGUACUUCUAGCACAGAGGGCAGCCUGGGCCUAACUUCCUGUGCACAAGGCUACAGAGUUAUUGUGCAAACACAUAUACAAUGGUGGGGGGGGGGGUUGUCUCUGCCGUGGUCUGGCCACCCCGGGAAGCAGACAGCUGUGCAAGAGGCUUUAAGGGACUCCCAUCCCCCUGCCUCCCCUCUCUGCCCUCCCUCCGUGGGUUGCCUUCUGCAUUUCCUGGUGAUUCCUCUCUGGUGGGCUGUCUUCAGUCCCCCACUGCUGAAAUGGUUUGACACCUUUACUUGUGAGUUGUUCCAUAACAGUAAGCCCCUGUGGGGGGUUUCCCCUGUAUCUGCCCUCACCAGGCUGAUGGGCAGAGGUCUGGGGGAAGAGGCGGGGUUGCCAGGGUGUCUGAUGACCCACAGCUGCCCAUCCCCAGCCAGGCAGCCGCAGCCAUGUGAGUGAGAGGAUGCAGACUGUAAACCAUUUCUCUCCAUGUGUAAGACAACCCCUGGGUGUGCAGGCAGGCCAGACUCCCCUGCGGCGGCUGCAGGGCCCAUUGACUCCCAUGGCCCC
Messenger RNA from Manis pentadactyla (Chinese pangolin), 2748 nucleotides. It is a transcript of the gene ENTREP2, whose product is annotated as endosomal transmembrane epsin interactor 2. Gene Ontology annotation, cellular component: membrane. The transcript has 11 exons. The coding region runs from base 90 to 1718 and encodes 542 amino acids. Lineage: Eukaryota; Metazoa; Chordata; Mammalia; Pholidota; Manidae. The record is from RefSeq and is a predicted model, not a curated record.